AUGAAGGACGACGAUCUGCUCUCAGCACCCUCGGACCAACAGUACGUAAGUCUAGAGCGGACAGCGUCAACAUACACUCCGCUUGCAACGUACAAUCUUCCCAAAGGCGAGAACCGUCACUAUCAGCAACAAUAUGCCGACAUGUACUUUGCACGUCUGGCGCAACUCAAGCCUGCCGUAGAGAAGCUUGCAAGCGAAGCGUGGGCCGAGUUCGAGAUUGCGGGUGAGACUGCGCUACGUAAGGAUCGUGUAUUGGAUGUACGACAAGGUGAACUCUGCUGGGUGGCAGGUACCGUCUAUAUGGAGAUGCCGCUGAAACCAAAUGUGCUCGAAGACAUCGGCAAGGAACACUGGAUUGCUGCCCCGCCUCCACGGAUAAAGUAUGAUUCGGGUAUUGGGCUCGGCAUCAUGCUGGAAGACGAGUCUGGCCGCCUAAGGCUGACCGGUGGAUUUCUGCACGAAUGCCUACUCGUGACAGGUGCUAUCGUGGCCGUUGUAGGCACGGAGAACAAAGAUGGUGAUUUCGAAGUGCUCGAUCUGCGCGUACCCGACUUACCGAGGCAGCCGGUGAGAUGGGAACUUGAAGACGGUAACGGAGCACUGAACGGCAAAGCGACUCAGGAGGUACGACCAACGGCCGGUAAAGUAGCCAUCGUCUCCGGUCUUGCCAUUUCCGGAGACGAAGGCGAUACGCUUCUUCUGGACUUGUUGCUCGAGUAUCUACUUGGCGAGUGUGCCGAACCAUCAAUGCAGGGGGAUGCGGCAAAAGUAUCUCGACUCAUCAUAGCUGGAAAUAGCCUCUCGAACUCUUCCCCAAUCCCAACACGCGAGGAAGUCGUAGCUGCUUCGAAAAAGAGCGGGCGAAAGAUUUACGGCUACGAUAGCUCGUCGUACAACGCCGCACCUACCGAUCGCUUUGACCAAUGGCUUGCUGCUCUUUUGCCAUCGAUGCCGGUCACUCUGCUUCCAGGCGAACAAGAUCCGACAAGCACGAGUUUACCGCAGCCACCAAUCCAUGCUGCGAUGUUCCCACACGCCAGAGCCUACAUGAGCUUGCCACAAGCACGUGAGGAUGCUAGCUGGUUUGACAGCACCACCAACCCAGCCGAGUUCAAUGUCGACGGCUUUCGCUUUCUGGGCACUGGCGGACAGCCUGUGGACGACGUCUAUAAAUACAUCUCUGACUGCGAAGAGCGGUUGGAAAUGAUGGAGGCGAUGUUGCGAUGGCGGCUGACCGCACCCACAGCGCCUGAUACGCUUUGGUGCUAUCCUUUCCAGGACGGCGACCAAUUUGUGAUGAAGGAGUGCCCGCACAUAUUCUUCGUGGGUAAUCAGCCCAAGUUCGAGACCGCCGUCAUCGAGGGACCAGUGGGCCAACAAGUGAGGCUGGUAGCGGUGCCAAAGUUCAGAGACACUGGAGAACUGGUCAUUGUGGACGUCGAGACGCUGGUGCCGGAGGUGGUAAAGUUUGAGAUAUUCGAGGAAGGAUGA
Baudoinia panamericana UAMH 10762 is the source of this 1491-nucleotide messenger RNA. RefSeq lists its product as uncharacterized. NCBI's taxonomy places the organism in Eukaryota, Fungi, Ascomycota, Dothideomycetes, Mycosphaerellales, Teratosphaeriaceae. Gene Ontology annotation, biological process: DNA strand elongation involved in DNA replication; DNA replication. Bases 1 to 1491 code for a protein of 496 amino acids. The transcript is spliced from 2 exons. Gene Ontology annotation, molecular function: DNA binding. The record is from RefSeq and is a predicted model, not a curated record. Gene Ontology annotation, cellular component: delta DNA polymerase complex.